AUGUUCGGUGCAUUUCGCUGCAACAACAGUACAUCUAAGAAUCUGGAAUUCAUUGAUUUAUCGAGAAAGGUCGGUAUGGAUUCUCGGAAUUCUGCUGUACUGGCAUGUGAACCCUGCCGAGCUCAAAAGCUCAAAUGCAAUGGUGAUCUGUAUGGAUGCGAAAGAUGCCAAGAGUCAUCUACCGAUUGCACGUAUCGCACCCCUACGCCCACAUCCUCCACGCCUUUGAGCUUGAAACAUCCCGCAUCAGAUCUUCCGGCACCUCCCAUAAAGCGGCGGAGGACAAAUGGCGUUGGAGCUCUGCGUAUACAUUGUCCGUCGCCAGUUGGACCCAGCCCCAGAAUACAGUCACCAGUCGUGGCGCCCGAGCCAGUCUUCAUCAAUUCAUACCAAGACUGGGGACAAUUCUGCAACAUGAACACAACGGAACACCCAGGGUUGAACUUAACUCUAGACGAUAAUAUGCCCUGUUACCCAACGGCGCCUUUGAUCUCAGAGGCACAUCUGAGGCCCUCCCAUUUGGUGUCGCCAGCUGCAUCACAUUCGAGUGAAAGCGGUCUUAGUGUCUUUGUUCGGAACCCUCAUACGCCUGUCACUUCGCAAGGCCCAUUUGAGCAUCAGGGCCAACCUUGCAAGUGCAUUCAGUCCCUUGCCGACACGCUGGAGAAGGUUGGAGGUGACAACGACCAAAGGAGUACUAUCGACCACAGUGAACGUCUUGAUUACCUGCUCAUGUCUUUGCACACCGGUGUUGAUACAUGUACUCGCGUACUUGACUGCGCCAACUGCGACAUCUGUGCCACAAACUCAAUGAUCCUAAUGGCUUUGAUUCAACAGCUUGCCAUAAGGUCGAGUGACCUUUGCGACCUACUUCUCUCGCUCCAGGAUAAGCCUCAGAGGACCUUGCCAGACGACCCAGCAGAUCUCGAGCAGGAAGCUAGCGUCUUUAUAGGAAGGUACCAAAUACAAAUCGAGGCUGUGUGUAGGGAGCUUGUCCACACUUUAGCCAACAUCCACUUCAGAGACCUUCGUCGGCUGCUAGCCCGUCUUGCUGAUUUGAUUGGGAAGAAGCCAAGAGCAAAUAAGAUGCUUACGGAAGCCACUGAGACUUCGGAGAAGGCGUCUCACAUACUUGAAGGGAUUUUGGUCAAGCGUGCGGCUGACAAGGCAAAGAACCACGAGCUGUACGGCUUGAUUACGCAGAGGGGUCCUUAA
Molecule: messenger RNA, 1215 nt
Organism: Aspergillus niger
Lineage: Eukaryota; Fungi; Ascomycota; Eurotiomycetes; Eurotiales; Aspergillaceae
Exons: 3
Coding region: 1-1215 (404 amino acids)
Biological process (GO): regulation of DNA-templated transcription
Molecular function (GO): zinc ion binding; DNA-binding transcription factor activity, RNA polymerase II-specific
Source: RefSeq, a predicted model, not a curated record